Messenger RNA from Camelina sativa (false flax), 1014 nucleotides. RefSeq lists its product as uncharacterized. Gene Ontology annotation, molecular function: nucleic acid binding; RNA-DNA hybrid ribonuclease activity. NCBI's taxonomy places the organism in Eukaryota, Viridiplantae, Streptophyta, Magnoliopsida, Brassicales, Brassicaceae. The record is from RefSeq and is a predicted model, not a curated record.
AUGACUGCAACUUCGUUACCCUCGUUGAAUGUUAUUAAGAUACAAAUCUUGAAAGUCUUAGCACCCUCAAAGAUUAAGAUUUUCCUCUGGAAAGCGGUCAGUGGCACAACCAGAGGCAUUAAGAUGGACAUGCGAUGUCAAGUUUGUGGGUUGCAGGGUGAAUCGAUCAACCACAUCCUGUUUACUUGCACCAUUGCCAGACAAAUCUGGGCACUCUCAGGUUUACCAAGUCCAGUAGGUGGGUUUUCACUUAAUUCCAUCUAUGCGAAUAUGUAUGAUGCCUUGCUUAUGGGUAAGAAUUCAAAAAUUGACAUAAGCAUUCGAAGAUCUUUCCCUUGCAUUUUAUGGUUGCUCUGGAAAAAUAGAAACAACCUUAUCUUUGAAGGAAGGCUCUUUUUGGUAACUGAUCUGGUGUUGAAAAUCAGAGAAAGUUCUCAUGAAUGGUUCCAAGCACAGGAACUUUCUCAGGAAGAAGAAGAAAUCAACAACCUGCAGUCUCCGCCUAAAGACUCGAAAUCUUGGAGACCGCCGUCUAAGCCAUGGUUGAAAUGCAAUGUGGCUACCUCAUGGAAUCAGGAGAAAAGCUUAUGUGGAGCCUCCUGGGUUCUAAGAAACUAUGAAGGAAGAGUCCUCAUGCAUGCUAGAACCGCUAUUUGUGAUGUUGACACCAAGGAUACUGCACAGCUCCAAGGAAGCCUAUGGGCCAUUGAGAGUAUGAGAAGCUUGAAAAUCCCGAGAGUGAUGUUUGCGCAGGACACAAAGGAAUUAGUCGGCGCCACAAAUCGUCCUGAUGCGUGGCCUAAUUUCAGAUACCACUCGGAAUGCCUUCUCCGGGCCUUGGCUUCCCUCCCUCAUUGGAGGACAGUAUUAGAAGAUAGAAAAACGAAUCUGGGAGCUUUUUUGAUUGCUCGAAGUGUCACAAGGGAGGACCGGUUGCAAUCAUAUAUAGCCUUAGGCUAUCCUUUUUGGUUACAGAAACUAUUCGAAAAUGAGAAAUGCAUUACGCCUGUGUAA